Messenger RNA from Jaculus jaculus (lesser Egyptian jerboa), 1585 nucleotides. It is a transcript of the gene Tspan31, whose product is annotated as tetraspanin 31. Bases 125 to 757 code for a protein of 210 amino acids. The transcript has 6 exons. The record is from RefSeq and is a predicted model, not a curated record. Gene Ontology annotation, cellular component: membrane. NCBI's taxonomy places the organism in Eukaryota, Metazoa, Chordata, Mammalia, Rodentia, Dipodidae.
GCGCAGAGAAUUGCUUUGGCUAUCUUCGAUUUAAAGCGACAGAAGCUGUCGGAGUCCUAGAAGGCCGUCUCUAAUAUCCUCCCCCCAAGUCCUCGGGACCACUUGGGUCCCCAGAACUGGGGCGAUGGUUUGCGGCGGCUUUGCCUGCUCCAAGAAUGCGCUGUGCGCUCUCAACGUCGUCUACAUGCUGGUAGGCUUGUUGCUCAUUGGAGUGGCUGCCUGGGGCAAGGGCCUUGGCCUGGUGUCCAGCAUCCACAUCAUCGGAGGAGUCAUUGCCGUGGGAGUCUUCCUUCUCCUCAUCGCAGUGGCUGGAUUGGUGGGUGCUGUCAACCACCACCAAGUCCUGCUCUUCUUUUACAUGAUCAUCCUUGGUCUGGUCUUCAUCUUCCAGUUUGGAAUCUCUUGCUCAUGUCUGGCUAUUAACCGGAGCAAACAGACAGAUGUCAUCAACACUUCUUGGUGGGUGAUGAGCAACACCACCCGGCAUGAACUGGAGAGGAGUUUUGACUGCUGCGGCUUGUUCAACCUCACCUCCCAGCCCCAGCCAGACAACUCUUCUUGCAAUGCAAUCUGCAAGAGCAGGAGCUCUCCGUGCCAGAUGUGUGGAGAAAAGUUCCUUCAGCAUUCAGAUGAAGCCCUGAAGACCCUAGGGGGUGUUGGGCUCUUCUUUAGCCUUACAGAGAUCCUUGGUGUUUGGCUAGCAAUGAGAUUUCGGAAUCAGAAAGAUCCUCGAGCCAACCCCAGUGCCUUCCUAUGAGACUGUGGAUUGCCACUGCACCCCCAGCCCUGGCCGGUCUCAAACUUGCAGGACAGCCAAGGGUAACCUUGAAUUCCUGAUCCUCCUGCCUCAGCCUCCCAAGUGCUGAGAUGCCAGGUGUAUGCACCAUACCUGGCAAGGCUUUGGAUCCUUCUGACUUUUCUCCUGCUGUCUCCCAGCGUUUUAAUCCCUACACCCCUUAGUUUCUGAAAACUGAAGGCCUUUAACCAUUUAAGUCUUUUAAGAAAAAGGAAAGGCCCUUUGCCACACCUAGAACCAAUCCAGUGGUUAAGCUUAAUGCUUUGACAUAGAAAUACUGACAAAGAAAAACUAUACAGUACACUCCUGGCUCCUGGGAAUGUGGAGAAGGGGGUUGGGAGUUACUCAUAGCUGUUUCUCCUCCCCUCGACACCCCGUACCCUGGCUCCAAGGAUAAACUGAGGCAGUAGGAAAACAGCUAACUUUUUUUGAGGGAAGGUGCAGAGAACAUACACAGGGCCUCAGACACAGUGGGCAAGUACUUCCAAUGAGCUCUAUUUCCAGACCCAAGAAUUCUUCCAAUAGGCAGGACCCAGUUGAAAAAGUUCAAUGAUUAUAAGAAUAAAACCCAUUUUAACUACAUAUUCAAAAAGACAACUUUAAAUUUCCUUCCUAAUUUUCACUGGACAAGGGGCCUACUGCCUGCCUUUGCCCUGGUGUGACUUACAGAGUCCUGAAGGCUUUAAGGUUUUACAGGGAAGUUCUUUCUUCCAAGCAGUUUUUUAAAUCUCCCAAUAGAAGAGUAAUCAGAGAAACAUUUAAAAACAAACAGAAAAAAGAAAAAAGCAA